AACAUCACCUUGCGUUGUUGAUAAACUGAUGCAAAACAAGGUGCUAUUUUAUUGUUAUAAAUAGGAAUAGUACCUAUUCAAAAUGAAAGUUGACGUUCAACCACCAACCGACAAACCUAAAAUACCAUUACCGACAGUGUCCCAAAUUAAUGCAGACAGAAUAACAUUACUUGCAAACCAGUACUGGUCCCCGCAGACCAAAGAUAACCACUUACCUUAUGAUGCUUCAAUUGUGGAGUCAAUAUACCAAGCAGAGAUACUGGGAUCAAACUUCUCUGUGCGCAGAAUUAUGAUGCUGGAAUUUUCUCAGUACCUAGAAAACUAUCUAUGGCUACAUUAUAAAACAGGGCAAGCGUCUUAUGCCCAUAUGAUGUCAAUCAUUGUCAUGAUCAAUGAAAAGUUUAGAGAAAGAGUUCAAGCAUGGCAGGCCUUCCUAAAAACCCCCGAGCAUUUUCCCGGGUUUUUCGAACAAGUGCUCCGUGCUAGCGUGGAGGAAAGUCCAACACAGAACAUGCGGGAGCAGACUGCUCUCCUGCUGUUCCUGAACCACUGUUUUGGCAGUAUGGAGGUGCAGCUGUGCCGAGACCAAGUCAAGAGGCUAGUUUCCCUUAGUAUGUGGAUCAGCUUACAAGAAGGACGCAGGAAUCAAGAAUUUAAAGCUGUUCCCAAAUGGAGGAAAUAUUGGCGAGCUAUACAAAAGAAAGAUAAAGCAGAACUUUUAGAAAAACUCAAUUGGGAAAGGCAUUAUUUACAAAGACUGAUGAUUAAGUUUAUGAGAAUUCUUGAGAGUAUUCCAGAAGUUGGUGACAUUAAUGUGAAUGCUGUCAGAUACUGCGAGCGGUUUUUGGAGCUGAUGAUCGACCUGGAGGCGCUGCUACCAACUCGCCGCUUCUUCAACACCGUCAUGGACGACUGCCACCUCGUCGUUCGCUGUCAGAUGGCACCGCUUACGCGCAGACCAGAGGGCCAGCUGUUCACUCAGCUGCUGCAGAUGCUGAAGUUCUACGCGAGGUUCGAGAUCAGCGACGAGACGGGAGACCCCAUGACGGACCGCGACAUGACCCUACACCACUACUCCAGGAUCACCUCGCUACAGAAAGCCGCAUUCUCCAAAUUCCCAGAUUUGCGUAUGUUUGCUCUGGCCAACGUUGCUAGCGUCGACACUAGAGAGUCGCUGCAGAAACAUUUUGGCAAUCUCAGUGACAAAGCGUUGCGAGCUAUUGCGACGUAUCUGAACCUCAUACCAGCGGAGGGCAGGGAGGAGGAGGCGCCCUGGCAUCGUCUGGACAAAGACUUCCUCAAGGAAUUACUAAUAUCUCGUCACGAGCGGCGCAUCUCGCAGCUGGAGGAGCUGAACUCGAUGCCGCUGUACCCGACCGAGGACAUCAUCUGGGACGAGAACGUGGUGCCCACGGAGAUAUACAGCGGCGAGAACUGCCUCGCGCUGCCCAAGCUCAACCUGCAGUUCCUCACGCUGCACGACUACCUGCUGCGCAACUUCAACCUCUUCCGCCUCGAGAGCACAUAUGAAAUCCGCCAGGAUAUAGAAGAUGCUGUGUAUAGACUUGCGCCUUGGCGCGCGGAGGACGGCAGCGUAUACUUCGGCGGCUGGGCGCGCAUGGCUCACCCCAUCCAGAGCUUCGCGGUGGUGGAGGUGGCCAAGCCCAACAUCGGGGAGAAGGCGCCGUCCAGGGUCCGCGCCGACGUCACCGUCACGCUGAGCGUCCGCAACGAGAUCAAGUACGAGUGGGAGAGCCUCCGGAAACACGACGUCUGCUUCCUCGUCACGGUUCGCCCCAACCAGGGCAUCGGAACAAAAUACGAUUACAAGAAGAGUAUGGUGGAGCAGGCGGGGAUAGUGUACGUGAGGGGGUGCGAGGUGGAGGGCAUGCUGGACGCCUCGGGCAGGGUCAUAGAGGAGGGGCCAGAGCCGAGACCCGAGCUGGACGGGGACUCCAGAACGUUCCGCCUCCUGCUCGACCCCAACCAGUACAGGCUGGACCUGGAUCAGGCGAGCAAGGGCAAAGAGGACGUGUACGAGACAUUCAACAUCGUGAUGCGGCGAAAGCCGAAGGAGAACAACUUCAAGGCGGUGCUGGAGACGAUCCGCGAGCUGAUGAACACGGAGUGCGUGGUGCCGGAGUGGCUGCACGACAUCGUGCUGGGCUACGGCGACCCCGGACAGGCGCACUACACCAGAAUGCCGAAUGAGAUUCCGACAUUGGACUUUAAUGACACCUUUUUGGACAUGGAACAUUUACGGAACAGUUUUCCGAGCUACGAAAUUAAAGUGAAAACUGAUGACCCGAGAAAACUUGUCAGACCAUUCAAGUUAACGUUCGAGAAUGUCGUACGUAAACAGGAGCUCGGCGACAACGCCAUGGACGAGGACGAGCAGAGCAAGGUCAUCAUAGUGGAGCCCCACGUGCAGCCCAAGCGGGGACCCUAUCUAUACAACGAGCCUAAGAAGAACAAUAUCCUGUUUACCCCGACACAGGUGGAGGCCAUUAGGUCGGGCAUGCAGCCGGGACUGACGCUCGUUGUCGGUCCACCAGGAACAGGUAAAACUGACGUGGCGGUUCAAAUUAUAUCGAACCUGUACCACAAUUUUCCCUGGCAGCGCACCCUGGUGGUGACACACAGCAACCAGGCGCUUAACCAGCUGUUCGAGAAGGUUGCCGAGUUGGACGUUGACGAGAGACAUCUGCUGCGUCUCGGCCACGGCGAAGAAGCUUUGCAGACUGACAAAGAUUUUUCAAGGUACGGGCGCGUGAACUACGUGCUGGCGACGCGGCUGGCGCAGCUGGAGCGCGUGUCGCGGCUGGCGGCGGCGCUGGGUGCGAGUGACGCCGGCGCCACCUGCGAGCUGGCGCACCACUUCCACGUGUACCACGUGCGUCCGCGAUGGGCCGCCUUCUUGCGAGCCUGCGAACGGGACCAGAGUAAAUCAGUGGAGACGAUAGCGAAGGAGUUUCCAUUCCACGAGUUUUUCGACGACGCUCCCAAACCGCUGUUCCCCGGGAAGAGCUACGAAGAUGACAUGGAGGUCGCUAAAAGUUGUUACAGAUACAUAGACCACAUAUUCGAGGAGCUGGAGGAGUUCCGCGCGUUCGAGCUGCUCCGCUCCGGCCUCGACCGCUCCAAGUACCUGCUGGUGAAGGAGGCCAAGAUCAUCGCCAUGACAUGCACGCACGCCGCGCUCAAGCGCUCCGAACUCGUGCAGAUGGGUUUCAAAUACGACAACAUUCUAAUGGAGGAGUCGGCACAGAUCCUUGAGAUCGAGACAUUUAUACCGCUGCUGCUGCAGAACCCUCAGGACGGGCGGUCGCGGCUCAAGCGCUGGAUCAUGAUCGGCGACCACCACCAGCUGCCGCCCGUGGUCAAGAACAUGGCCUUCCAGAAGUACUGCAACAUGGAGCAGAGCCUGUUCACGCGGAUGGUGCGCCUGGGCGUCCCGUACGUCGAGCUCGACGCCCAGGGCCGAGCGAGACCCAGCAUCUGCAACCUGUACCGGUGGCGGUAUCGCGCGCUGGGCGACCUGGCGCACGUGGCGCGGCGGCCCGAGUACCGCGCCGCCAACGCCGGCCUGCGAUACGACUUCCAGCUCAUCAACGUCGACGACUUCAACGGCGCCGGCGAGACCGAGCCCAGCCCGUACUUCUAUCAGAAUCUGGCGGAGGCGGAGUACGUGGUGGCGGUGUUUAUGUAUAUGCGGCUGGUGGGCUGGCCCGCGGACAAGAUCUCUAUCCUCACCACAUACAACGGCCAGAAGCACCUCAUCCGUGACGUCAUCAAUAAGCGCUGCGCCGACAACCCCCUCAUCGGGAGGCCGCACAAGGUGACGACUGUGGACAAGUACCAGGGCCAACAGAACGACAUCGCGUUAGUGUCGCUGGUGCGGACGAAGGCGGUGGGCCACGUGCGCGACCUGCGCCGCCUCAUCGUGGCGGCGUCGCGCGCGCGCCUCGGCCUCUACAUCUUCGCGCGCGCCAGCCUCUUCCGGAACUGCUUCGAGCUGCAGCCCACCUUCAACCAGCUGGUGGAGCGCAGCCUGCAGCUGGAGCUGGUGCCGGGCGAGCGAUGGCCGGCGCAGCGCGCGGCGGGCGCGGUCGUGCCCGAGCCGCUCGUGAUGCGCGCGCGCGACAUGCCGCACAUGGCGCGCUUCGUCUACGACAUGUACCUCGACGUCGUCCGCGCCGCCGCUCCGCACCAGAGCAGGGGCGAGUACAGCGCACCGGGCACGGAGUCGGCGGCGCAGUCGCAGGAGCCCACACACUUCGUGCCCUCGCACCCCGGCGCGGCGCCCGACAGCGACGACGAGGAUGCCCCUGCCCCCGCCGCCGCCCCCGCCCCCACCACCCCCGCCGACUUCCAGCCCACCGACAUCGUCAACGAGGUCGACCCCGACGCCUAGACGCCCACCGCUGAGUAUCGAUAAGAUUCCAAUAUUUAUAAGUAAUCUCGAGUUGAACUAUGUUAAUAAAUGAUUUUAAAUUUA
Messenger RNA from Aricia agestis (brown argus), 4498 nucleotides. RefSeq names its product RNA helicase aquarius. NCBI's taxonomy places the organism in Eukaryota, Metazoa, Arthropoda, Insecta, Lepidoptera, Lycaenidae. The transcript is spliced from 28 exons. Gene Ontology annotation, cellular component: catalytic step 2 spliceosome. The coding region runs from base 83 to 4414 and encodes 1443 amino acids. The record is from RefSeq and is a predicted model, not a curated record. Gene Ontology annotation, molecular function: mRNA binding; helicase activity. Gene Ontology annotation, biological process: mRNA splicing, via spliceosome.